This is a messenger RNA of Fukomys damarensis (Damara mole-rat), 3550 nucleotides long. RefSeq names its product nucleolar protein 9 (gene Nol9). The transcript has 13 exons. NCBI's taxonomy places the organism in Eukaryota, Metazoa, Chordata, Mammalia, Rodentia, Bathyergidae. Gene Ontology annotation, molecular function: polynucleotide 5'-hydroxyl-kinase activity. The record is from RefSeq and is a predicted model, not a curated record. Gene Ontology annotation, biological process: cleavage in ITS2 between 5.8S rRNA and LSU-rRNA of tricistronic rRNA transcript (SSU-rRNA, 5.8S rRNA, LSU-rRNA). The coding region runs from base 512 to 2290 and encodes 592 amino acids. Gene Ontology annotation, cellular component: nucleus.
CACCCUCCCCGAAGAUGAGACGCAGACACAGUUUUCUCCUCUUUAUUGGCAGCCCGGAUCCUGGGCUGAACUUUCUCGAGCGUUUACACAUCACAAGCCAGGACUGAGAUUCCUGCAGGCCCUACACAGCUGGACCUCCAGCCUACCAGGCCGAAGAGGAUUACAGUCUGCCCUGCCCCGUUGGCCCUGCCUGUCCCCCAGCUCAGGUGGAGCCGCAGCGCCUCGAGUACUCUUGGAUGGAGGCCUGGAAGUGCUCCGUGUUGUUGAGGUCUUGGCGGCAGAGGAUCACAUAGCACUUUGGGAGGAAAUAGCCGCUGAAGCCGCCACUCAGGCUGGUCAGUGCGGCCAGCACAUUGAUCACGGACAGGUACGGGCCCUGGUAGAUGCUGGCCAUGGUGCAGAAGGUGAUCCAGGAUACGAAGUUGAGGAGCAGGCUGAAGGGGAAAAAAGACCCAGGUGGAUUUCCGGAGAGGUGAUCCCGUGGCUGGACGCGGAGAUUUGGGCUUUCGCUAUGCAGCCGCCCCAGGGUUUUACUUUUAGCGGGAUCUGUCGUAUGACUUGCCUCUAUGGCCAAGUGGAGGUAUUGGGUUUUAUCAUCAGCCAAGGCCAGCCUGCCCAAGAUAUCUUCUCUGCUUAUACCCACACUUCCCUGACCAUCAACGCAGUCCAUUACUCCAUGCCUGAGAAGAGCAAGAAAGAGAUCAAAAGGGAAGCCCGGGCUUUGCUCAGAACGCAUCUUAAUCUGGAGGACAGAUCUUGGGUGAUGGAGAAUUUUUCUCCUCUGUGUUCCAUUUUGCUCCUGGAAAAUGUGAAGAGCACCACCAUAAGCUUCUUAGCCAGCCAUCCGGGUUUAUCUACCAUCUUCGUACAAGAGAAGGACGCUUCCCAGGUUACUUCUGAGUGUUUAGUCUUGGGUUCUGUUGGCAUCAAAAGAGAGAAGAGGAAGAAAGGCCUUCAGUUAACAGAGAGCACCCUGGCGGCCCUGGAGGAGUUAGUGAGUGUGUCCUGCGAGGAUGCGGACGGCUGCCCCAUCAUGCUAGUGUGUGGCGCUCAGGACCUGGGCAAGUCCACGUUCAACAGAUACCUAAUCAACCAGCUGCUAAACAGUAUUCCCUGCGUUGACUACUUGGAAUGUGAUUUGGGGCAGACGGAAUUCACUCCCCCUGGCUGCAUUUCUCUGCUGAAUAUUACAGAGCCAGUUCUGGGACCCCCUUAUACCCACCUGAGGACGCCGCAGAAGAUGGUGUAUUACGGGAAACCUUCCUGCAAGGACAACUUCGAGAAUUACAUCGAUAUCGUCAAAUACGUGUUCAGCGCCUACAGAAGAGAGGCCCCGCUGAUCAUCAACACAAUGGGCUGGGUGUCGGAUGAAGGCCUCCUGCUGCUCAUCGACCUCAUCCGCUUGCUGUCCCCCAGCUAUGUGGUGCAGUUCAACUCCUACAAGAGCAGGAACCUGCCGGCCCUCACCCCGGACCACGUGGCCGACAGGGAUGGCCUGUACACCAAGAGCAAGUCCAGGGCCAGGCACCCGGGCUUCCGCUUCCCAGAGCUGGCGGAUAGCCUGGAGUUCGCCGAGGAAGAGAAAGACAGCCCGGUUCUCUUUACUGGGCACAAACUACUGUCUGUGCGUUCGGAGUUUUCAUUCAGAAAAACUUCAAGGAAUCGGGACUCAUACAACAGGAUUUUUCGAGACCUGGCAGUGCUGGCUUACCUUGCCCAGCUGCUGCCCCCAGUGCCCAAGCCGCUCAGUCCCCUGCACGGCCUGACACCCUACCAGGUUCCUUUCAAUGCUGUUGCUCUGAGGGUUACGCACUCUGACGUCGCCCCCACCCACAUCCUGUACGCCAUCAAUGCUAGCUGGCUUGGCCUGUGCCGGAUACUGGAUGAUGUGCAUGGCUACACGAGGGGGCCCAUCUUGCUGGCCCAGACGCCCAUCUGUGACUGCGUGGGAUUUGGGAUCUGCAGGGGCAUUGACAUGGAGAAGCGGCUGUUCCACAUCCUCACUCCUGUGGCCCCGGAGGAGUUACGGAGUGUGAACUGCCUGCUGGUUGGCGCUGUCUCCAUUCCGCAGUAUGUCUUCAAGAGCCAGCAUGGGCUGGAGGGGACAAUUCCUUACGUCACAACAGAUUACAAUUUCAAACUUCCCGGCGCAUCAGAGAAAAUUGGGGCACGAGACAGUGAGAAAGAGCAGCUGCCCAAGGGGAAACUGCACCCCAAGUCCAAGUUCUUCCGGAAAAUGAAGUUUCUCAAAGGGAAGGAGCAACCAUCCCAGCCGGCCGAUGACGCAUGAGCCCUGUGUCGUGCAGUGAGAAAUCAGGGUGCCUGUCGCAGCCCCGUCGCUGGACCUCGGCCCUACUCUUCCGCAUAGCCUGGAGCUUCUGCAGCUGUGGGAAAGUUUGGGACCCCCCCCCUUACAGGAGGAACACAGCCAGGUCUUCCACAUGUCCUUUGGGGGACCUGGUUACAGUAAAAGUGAUCUGGGACCCCAGAAGCGCCAAAGGCAGGCCGGGCGUGAGCACGGGAGGCACCUUGUUCCCUGCUGCACUGCUCCCUGAAGUGGGAGGCCCAGGGUGAGCGCUGUUGUCCCCACAGUCCUGGUCCUGUGAGCCCCUCCUGGGCCCUGUGCAUUGGACACUGCCAACUUCUGCAGUCCUGGCCGUGUGAGACCGUCACCACCUAGGUUAGUCGUCCUUUUCACCUGUCCUGGCUGCACUCACAGCGGGGGUUCCUGAGGCUCCUUCCUCCCACCUGGGUCACCCAAUCAGCCAUCAUUGCCCACUGACUUCAGCAGGAGCUCCAAGGAUGCAGCUGUGGGAAGGCGGGAAACUGGGAGACCAGAGAGUGUCCUGGGGCCCUGUCUUGCCUGGACGUGGUGGUGGGAUGGAUGAGAGCUUUCCCAGUGCAGCCUCACGGCUGCAACGCUUACUCAGCCUUUGGACUCUGGACCUGGACUCAGGGCUUAGCUCAGCACUCAAGCCCAUCACAUGAUUGGGGCCAUGGAAGGUCCAGCUUCUCCGUUUCCAUGUACACCUCAGGGUGCCUCGUGUGACUGUUUCAUCUCUUGACCUUUCAAAGAAUCUGCAGCCAGCUGUCACUGCCACCUUUUUGUUUCUGGAGUCAAGGCAGAGCAGCGGCGCCCAUAGGUGGCCUCAAGUCAGCCCCCGGAAAGGAGAGAUGUUGCCGCUAGAGGGCCCCCUUGGCCAUGGCAGACAGCGGGCAGCGCUGUCUGAGGAGCCCUGGGCUGUGCAGAAGGAACGGCCCGUUGGGCACAAGUUUCCGCCUUGCAGAGUGAGGACCGGGUGGUGUGGCGAAGGGUCCCUUUCCCUUUCUUGGUACUGCUUUGGAGACAGCCUCUAGCUCAGGCUGCUCUAGGAGUCUUGGUCCUUUUGACUCAGCCUCCCAAGUGCUCACCACACCAGUGAUUUUAAUGAGCUGAUUGGCAGGUUCAUUUUAUUAUAUGUAGCCGCAGUAUCAUGGGUUAGGACAGCUGGCUCUGUGGCAUGAGAACUCUGAGUUUGAACUCCAGCUCUGUCACUUCGAGCAGGUGUUU